Molecule: messenger RNA, 3799 nt
Organism: Colletes gigas
Lineage: Eukaryota; Metazoa; Arthropoda; Insecta; Hymenoptera; Colletidae
Product: transmembrane protein 145
Exons: 5
Coding region: 645-2111 (488 amino acids)
Biological process (GO): response to pheromone; G protein-coupled receptor signaling pathway
Source: RefSeq, a predicted model, not a curated record
CGAAAUCCUAUCGUAAUCUUGCAAGUGCAAUUUCGAAUAACUUUUCAGAUAUCUGCAUUUGCAAUAAUUCAUACGAGUGGUAAUAGAAAAAAAACUAACAAUUUAUGUUUCAUCGGUAUAUUUUACCAUCCGAUAGUUUCUGUACCAAGAAAUCGAUCGAAUGGUUCUGUUUCGUUUGAGGGAAUUAAAGGACGAAAGGUGAACGAUACGCGUUAAUUGAAAACGUAAUCUUUUUAUGGAAGCGCGGGAAAGUAUUCCUAAGGACCGUGUGGUAACAGUAGUGAGAAAACGUUUUGCAGCGGCCGGUCUCUUUGGGUGGGGAAAAUCAAUAGGAAAACCCGAGUUCAAUUCAGAGGUAUGGGUCAUUAACGUUUAGCGGAUGAUACGCGUGGUGUUAUUUUUGAAUGUUUUACCGUGGAUACGCGAUGCAUCCUCGCUCGUGGAACAUUCGCAAUGACACGUACGAAAAGCUGUGCAUCCUGACGCGCGUGAAAGUUCCACAGAACGCAUAGUGGUGAAUCGGUGAUGUUUAACAGCUGUGUUCGAUAAGAAGAAAAAUGUUAUGACAUUGUAUAAUCAUUGAUGCUUCUCGACGACCAGUUCGUAACACUGUACAUACAUCGGGGACUGCACACGUAACAACGAUGAUACUUGAAAAGAUUCUGUUCGUUUGUUUCGCGUCGUGUCUCUUGCCAUGGAUCGAACACGUUGAAACCACUCAUAUCUCCGGCACGUUCAAUACGAGAGAAUUUUUUCGCUUUCUCAUUAAAUUCGGUUUCCAAAAGACCGAUCGACAUCGGCAGAAGGACUCGUACGGUUAUAUUUUUGGCAACGUAACGUCGAAAAGCAAUUUCUCUGCGCCGAUUACCUUGGCAGUCCUGGACCGAGGUGAUUUCGUAGAAUACUAUGGUAAUCGUACCCUAAAGAACAAGAGUACCGCCUGUACUCUUAUGUUCAAUACCUUGAAUCAAAGCUCUUACGACGUACACUGUAACAAAGAAGGUCAGGACUUCUUGAGGAGAGUACCCUGUCCGAAAGGUAAACUAUGCCCAGACGAAGAUUCCAUAUGGAACAUCGUGAAGGGGCACCAAUUCACGUACGUCAUACAGGAUUUUUGGCAGCCACGUUUCUGGUACAUGAGUCUAGUGGCGUGUUAUAGAAACACAACUACGUGCCAGUGGGAAUACUACGAGAAACACGACGAAUUAGAGUACGAUAUUUGGCUGAUAAACGGUAACCCGAAUACCACAGGCCUAAGCAGUUUAACGUACCAGUUUUCGUACGAUAGACAAAACACCACUGGACUGUACCUGUUGGUUUUCAUAUGUUAUAUUAUACUGGUACCGCUGCAAUUGUACGCAGUGAGAUUGCAGAAACACCCUGUGACAAGAUUAUUCACUGCUAGUUUACUAUUAGAAUUUAUAGCAGUGUGUUUAAUUUUGAUACACGUGUUGAAAUUCGCUCUCGACGGAGUCGGCUACGAACAGUUGGAAGUUGCGGGUGAUAUUUUUGAUAUUCUAUCACGAACAUUAUUCAUGUUGUUGCUUCUCUUGCUUGCCAAAGGAUGGGCUGUAACAAGAAUGGAAUUAACGUGGAAGCCUUUAGUUUUUGCUAUAUGGCUUUGUUACGGAGUGGUCCAUAUUCUGCUAUACGUAUGGAACAUGACGGAAGUCGAUAUCAUCGAAGAUAUCGACGAGUACCAGACAUGGCCGGGCUGGUUCAUCCUUUUGUUUCGAAGUACAAUAAUGAUCUGGUUUUUAUGCGAGCUAAGAAAUACCAUGACGUACGAACACAACACUCAAAAGUUAAACUUUUUACUACACUUCGGUGCAUCCUCCUUAGUUUGGUUCAUUUAUCUACCAAUUAUAGCGCUCAUAGCACUUCAAGUAAGCGCAUUGUGGAGGUUUAAACUUCUGUUGGGUAUUACAUACUCGUUUGAUUGUUUUGCAUAUUACGUGAUGGCACAUUUACUGUGGCCGACACGGAGCGAACAAUACUUUUUACUCGCACAAGGAGCGGACAACGGCGACGAGCUGGAUGAAUUUAACGAAGCACCGCACGUACUAAAUAAUUACGUAGAACCGCCGGAACUUAGUAAAAUUAUUACUUAAUAUCAGAUCACAAACGGCAAAGGGCCACACGGAUGAGAAAUCAAACUUGCACCUCGGUUUGAUGCAUGCUACAGUUUGCCAAAUGGUAAAAUUCUAUAGAGUUGAUAAUACUCUGCUACAUGCUACUUGAGACUGAUAUAUUCUGCGCACUCUGUAAUUAGGGACACUAAUAAUCAAAUUCAUACAUGUGAUAGAAGGUCAAUAAUUGACUCGAGAAAAAUAAAAAAAAUUGGUGAGUAUGAUAUGAGUACUUUCGGAUAAUUGAUUUGUCAUUUAGCGUGGGAAGUAAAUACACGAAUUAAGUUGUAGAAAUUUGUAGAUAUAUAAUGUUAAUGUACGAUGUUUAUGUAACAUAAUGAUAAUGUAUAAUGAAUGUAUAUUUAUAACAUUUACGCCAAUGUACAUAACAGUAACAUUUAGAUGUCAAGUAUUCAAUGUUUAGAGGAAUCUAUUACGGCUAGCGAAUAUACAUAGUCUUACAUUACUCGUUUCUACUUGUUUAGUGUUAUUAAAAACGAACAUUUUAGUGGUACAAUCGACAUCGUUCAUUUACUCAUGUCAUACUCUUUAAUCAUGUCUGUUUAAUAUUAAUGAUACUGUUUUAACUGUUAACUUAUUUUCAGUGCUGUCUAACGAUUACGCUUAGGUAAUCUAUAGAGGUGCACGGGUAGCCUGAAAUUCGGGAUUAGAUAGUCAAGAAAGUGUGACGAAUUCGAGGACAACCCGGUACAUUUCGAUGUAUCGAGCUCUGCCUUCAAUUUGCCAAUUAUUCAGCGGCCCAAAUUCGAAUUUCGGGUUAUUCGCAUAUCCCUGAUAAUUUAAUAAGCUAAUUAUAAAAUAAUAUGUAAGGAAUUUUUUAAUCCUGUACUAUGGGUGCACAUUUUUCAUGAUAGUACCGAUAAUGCAUUUUAUAACUACAUAACGUUUGCUCUGUAUGGAAACUAUUACACUGCGCGCUUGAAGGAGUAUGAAAAUUGAAAUUAAAAUCGACGUGAUUUUUCUUCGUAUUUUUUCUAACGGAAUAUGUGUUUGCAUAAGAACAUGUACAACUAUAAUAUGUAUUAACGAAAUUGUGCAUUGAUACACUAUACACAAGGUUUUCAUAAAGAAAGGAUAUUCUUAAUGCAUCUAUAAUUUUUUCAAUAUUAGGAGCAUAACACUAUUGCGAUUCAAGUAAUUAAAAAUAUAACUUUUAUAUGCAUUUUAAUAACAGAAGCCAUUGUAUUUAUAUUUCGUUCAACAUUUUUUACCUUUUCUUUGUACAAAAAUACACAAACAUGAAAUGUUUAACCGUUCGAGCGCUACUCUUUUGUUCUGCAAAUUGUAUUCCGCACUUUGAACGUAUACAAGAAAAAUUCUUCAGCGCUCGAACGGUUAAAAUAUUAAAUUACGCGAAAUUUUUAUGGAAAUUUUUAAGCGUUAAUAACGAUUUAUGGGAGAAGAACAUGUAUCAGUACCUUUUUACAUAGUACAAUUUUAAACCCAUAGUGUAACGAAACCGAUUGAAAUUAUUAUUUUAUAUUUAUCAAUACUUCUGUACGCGAUUACGUAAGUUAGAAUAGUAAUAUAUGUUUCGUUUAUAAAGACAAGUAAAAGACAUGCAAAUUGUGCUGGCAUAAACAUUGCAUGAUCUAUAUUAUGUAUUAUUUUAAAAAACGAAAGUUCCAUGUUCCGAUCGAUCUACAAUA